Messenger RNA from Lagenorhynchus albirostris (white-beaked dolphin), 717 nucleotides. RefSeq names its product outer dense fiber of sperm tails 1 (gene ODF1). The coding region runs from base 1 to 717 and encodes 238 amino acids. Gene Ontology annotation, cellular component: outer dense fiber. The record is from RefSeq and is a predicted model, not a curated record. The transcript is spliced from 2 exons. Lineage: Eukaryota; Metazoa; Chordata; Mammalia; Artiodactyla; Delphinidae.
AUGGCUGCACUGAGUUGUCUUCUGGACAGUGUUAGAAGGGACAUAAAGAAGGUGGACAGAGAACUAAGGCAGUUGAAAUGCAUUGACGAACUCAGCACACGAUGCCUGUGUGACUUAUACAUGCACCCAUAUUGCUGCUGUGACUUGCACCCGUACCCGUACUGCCUGUGCUAUUCAAAGCGAUCACAGUCCUGCGGCCUGUGUGAUUUCUACCCAUGUUGCCUGUGUGAUGCCAAGCUUUACUGUCUUCGCCCGUCUCUCAGAAGUUUGGAGAGGAAAGCCAUUAGAGCCAUAGAAGAUGAAAAGAGAGAGCUUGCCAAAUUGAGAAGAACAACAAAUAGAAUUCUAGCCUCCUCUUGCUGUAGCAGUAACAUUUUAGGAUCAGUGAACGUGUGCGGCUUUGAACCCGAUCAAGUCAAGGUGCGAGUGAAGGACGGAAAGGUGUGCGUGUCAGCUGAGCGCGAGAACAGAUACGACGGCCUGGGAUCGAAAAAGUACAGCUACAUGAACAUCUGCAAAGAGUUCAGCUUGCCCCCGUGUGUAGAUGAGAAGGACGUGACGUACUCCUACGGGCUCGGCAGUUGUGUCAAGAUCGAGUCUCCCUGCUACCCUUGCACGUCUCCCUGCAACCCCUGUGAUCCCUGCAGCCCCUGUGACCCCUGCAACCCAUGCUAUCCCUGUGGGAGCCGGUUUGCCUGUAGGAAGAUGAUUUUGUAA